This is a messenger RNA of Spodoptera litura, 3433 nucleotides long. RefSeq lists its product as uncharacterized. The record is from RefSeq and is a predicted model, not a curated record. NCBI's taxonomy places the organism in Eukaryota, Metazoa, Arthropoda, Insecta, Lepidoptera, Noctuidae.
AUACAUUUGUUUCUCGAUAUAGUAAAUGUAAAACCAUAUGUUGCUAUGUUUGCACACACAAUUCAACAACUACAAUGUCUCAAUCAAGCACUAAUUGUUAUUUUAUUGUUACAAAUCGCGAGGUUACUUCACUUACAAUCAAAUUGUAACCCUAUUGUUAUUUUUCGUAAAUAUUUGUUUUCAUAUACUUUUGUUUUAAAUUUUAUUUGCGUCAAUGUUAGGCUAGAUUUUGAGUAUAAAAAGAUCGGGGAAUUUUGUAUCGGCAUCAGUUCGGUUCCAACUCUCAAUCAAAAUGAGAGGAACAACCUUCGUGAUCCUUUGCUGCGCCUUGCAGUUCGCAAUCGCCAAUGAGUGGGACUACUUCAACGGGAUCGACUUUUCCGGUGUCGAAAAUAUCCCUGGUGCUCACCAGACUAUCUUGAACGAAACUGACAAGAUAAUCAGAGAUGAGAGCGGAAACUACGAAGAAGUCAAAACAGUUCGAUCGAAGAUAGAAUUCGCAAACCUUCCUCCAGGAUUACAACAUCAUGGAAAAGGCAAACAUAAAACUAUAACAUACGUUAUAGACGUCGACGAUGAAGGUAAUGAAACAAUUUACGAAGAAGAAUCCACAAUUACCAAGAUGCCUAAUCCAUACGAAGCUACAGCAUCCGCUUCCGCCUCUGCAUCUUCUGUUAGCCAAUCUGGAGGACCCCGACGUGACAACGUUGGCUCGUCAGUAACAUCAAGUUCAACUUCGGGUACAUCAUCUGGACCAAGAUCUCCAGUAAGACCUAAUAAGCCAGGUUAUGGAGCUGGAAGUUCGGGAGCAUCAGCCGGAGGAUCGGCCUCAGCUGGAGCAUCAGCUGGACAAUCUGGAGCAGCCGGUCGCAAUGGACGCAAGGGUAAUUACGGAUCAGGCGCUUCAACUUCAUCUGGAGCAACUUCAUCUGUGUCAAGAAGAGAAUACGACAUAGAAAUUAUAACUAACGAACAGUCAUCAUCAACUGCAUCUGCAUCAGCUGGAGCCGGAGCAGGAGCAGGAGGUUCAGGACGUUAUGGAGACUAUGGAUAUAACGACUUAGACUCAGAGGUAGCAACAGCCGCAGCAGCAGCAGCAGGUGGUGCUGGACAAUCUGGUUUGGUUGGCCGCAAUGGCCGUGGAUCACAGUCAGGAGCUGGAGCAGGAGCAUCUGCCGCUGCAGGUGCCGGAGCCACUGGACAAUCUGGUUUGGGUGGACGUAACGGUCGCUACGGUGGUUAUGGACUAGGAGGAUCACAAUCAAGUUCUGGAGCUGGAGCCUCAGCAGCAGCUGGAGGAGCUGGACUAUAUGGUGAAUACGGAUUGGACGGUUUAGACGCCGAGGCAGCAGCAGCAGCAGCAGCGGCAGCAGCAGCAGCAGCAGCAGCAGCAAACGGUGGUGACCUGUCUGGUUUGGGUGGACUUUACGGCGCAUACGGAUCUGGCUCACAGUCAGGAGCAGGCGCAGGAGCUGGAGCAUCAGCUGCAGCAGGCACUGGCGCAGCUGGACAAUAUGGCUUGGGUGGUCGCAAUGGACGCUACGGCGGAUAUGGACCAGCUGGAUCGCAAUCUGGUGCAGGUGCAGCAGCUUCAGCAGGAGCAGCCUCUUCAGCUGGUGGUCAAGGUGCCAGAGGAAAACGAGUCCAACAACUGGGACCUUAUGGAUCACAAGGACGUGAUGCCUACAACGGAUAUGGAUCAGACGACUUUGCUUCAGCCAGUGCUGCAGCCGCAGCCGAAGCAGAAGCAGCAGCCGCAGCCGCAGAAGCAGCAGUAGAAGCUGAAGCAGACGCACUGGCUGUGUCUGCAGCAGCAGCAGCUGAGGCAGAAGCAGAAGCUGAAGCAGCAACAGCAGCAGCAGCUGGAGGUAGAGGUGGAUCACGAGGAGUCGACUCACGUGGUAGACGUAUUGGAGGAUAUGGAUCAGGCAGUUCAGGAGCAUCAGCCGGAGCAUCCGCUUCUGCUGGAGCGUCAGCUGGACAAUCUGAAGCAGCCGGUCGCAACGGACGCAAUGGCUAUGGAUCAAGCGCUUCAGCUUCAUCUGGAGCAGCUUCGUCUGUGUCAAGAAGAGAGUACGACAUCGAAAUAAGAACUAACGGCCAGUCAUCAUCAACUGCAUCUGCAUCUACAGGAGCAGGAGCAGGAGGUUCAGGAGUGUAUGGAGACUACGGAUAUGAUGACUUGGACGCAGAGGCAGCAGCAGCAGCAGCAGCAGGUGGUGCUGGACAAUCUGGUUUGGUUGGACGCAAUGGCCGUGGAUCACAGUUAGGAGCAGGUGCAGGAGCAUCUGCCGCUGCAGGUGCCGGAGCCGCUGGUGAAUCUGGUCUGGGUGGACGCAACGGACGUUACGGUGGUUAUGGACCAGCUGGAUCACAAGCAGGUGCUGGAGCUGGAGCCGGAGCAGCAGCAGGUGGCGAUGGACUUUAUGGUGAAUACGGAUUAGAUGGUUUAGACGCCGAGGCAGCAGCAGAAGCAGCAGCAGCAGCAGCAGCAGCAGCAAACGGUGGUGACCUGUCUGGUUUAGGUGGACUCUACGGUAGAUACGGUUCUGGCUCACAGUCAGGAGCAGGCGCCGGAGCCGGUGCAUCAGCUGCAGCAGGUGCUGGAGCCGCUGGACAAUCUGGCUUGGGUGGUCGCAAUGGACGUUACGGCGGAUAUGGACCAGCUGGAUCGCAAUCUGGUGCAGGUGCAGCAGCUUCAGCAGGAGCAGCCUCUUCAGCAGGUGGUCAAGGUGGCAGAGGAAAACGCGUCCAACAACUUGGACCUUACGGAUCACAAGGACGUGACGGCUACAACGGAUAUGGAUCAGACGACUUUGCUUCAGCAAGUGCUGCAGCCGCAGCCGAAGCAGAAGCAGCCGCCGCAGCCGCCGAAGCAGCAGUAGACGCUGAAGCAAACGCACUGGCUGUGUCUGAAGCAGCAGCAGCUGAGGCAGAAGCAGAAGCUGAAGCAGCAUCUGCAGCAGCAGCAGCUGGUGGUAGAGCAGGAUCACGAGGAGUCGAUGCACGCGGUAGACGUAUUGGAGGAUAUGGAUCCGGCAGUUCAGGAGCAUCAGCAGGAGCAUCUGCUUCAGCUGGAGCUGCAUCCGCAGGCAACAGCUACGUGGAUGAAGUUAUUGUGAUUGAAAAUGGGUCUUAUGGAACUUCUUCUGUAGCUAGUUCCUCGUCAGGUUCAUACGCACCGUACGGAGUAGGACCUGUUGCUGGCAGUGGUUCCGCUGCAGCAGCCGGAGCUAGCGCUUCUGCCGGUAGCCAGUCGGGAGCUUUCGGCCCAAGAGGUCGCAAGGACUGCCGUAUCACCCGCAGAAACUUAUUUGUUAAGUUCGGCACCCGCCGGGCACCGUGCACUACUUGCUAGGUUCUUGUAAUAUUUUUUGUCUCUUUUCUCUGGAUACAUCUUUUGUUUUUAAUGUAAAUAAAUUCUGGCAUUUUA